Messenger RNA from Cherax quadricarinatus, 2344 nucleotides. NCBI's taxonomy places the organism in Eukaryota, Metazoa, Arthropoda, Malacostraca, Decapoda, Parastacidae. The record is from RefSeq and is a predicted model, not a curated record.
AUGACUGGGGUAGGCCUAGAGGCAGUAGACCCAGCAGAUGUUCUCCUGCUCUACGCCUCCCAGACAGGAAAUGCCAAGUUAAUUGCAGAAGAUAUAAGAGAGAAGUGUGAGAGUGAGGGUGUGAGCUGCUGUCUGAGGUGUUGUAGUCAAUUACAACAACACUUAAAUAACCUUCAUCAAGUGACGUGUCUCAUCCUCGUUGCUGCCACCACAGGUGCUACUCUGAGAAAACUUCCCCUCACUCCUUCAGUUGCUGCCUUACAACAUUGUAUAGCUCCAGAUGACUCACUGAGAAAUGUGAAAGUACUUCAGCUAAAGAUUUCCAUGCCCCAUGGCUUGUCUUGCAUAGUUAAGAUCACCUGUCUGCAAUUGUUUACAUUGUGUAUACAUGUAGUAAUGUGUAUUUUUAUUUGUAGGUUCUAUGACUGUGGCUGGGCUGAUGAUGGAACUGGACUUGAAGUUGUAAUUGAACCUUGGAUGGAAGGGCUUUUUCCUGCUCUAAAAAAAUUUCUAAUCCAAAAAAAAGGCAGUUUUAUAAGCCAGGAUAGCACUAUGGAAGAUGCCAGUAAGACAGAUCUAAGCAAUUAUAGUUGCAAAGAGAAAGUUACAAAUGAUGUAACUACAAUUGGGAAUAAUGAGAUGUUUAUCCAUGCCAGUGAGAAUAAUCUUGAGACAAAUAAGAGUUCACUUAAAGUAAUUGAUGAAUCUGUGAUUGAUCAUGUUUGUAUAGCCCCUGAAGACAAUGACAGCACACAAAGAACUUUAGCCAUUGCAGGUAAAUAUAAUAUAGAUAUUUUAUCUCAAGAAGAAAUUCAAUGCCUUCCUAUAAAAUUGUGUAGCUUUCCUUUAGACAAAAAACUAACUUUACCUGCUCAAUCUCCACCGUAUCUAACAUUAGAAUGUGUAGAUAAUUCUGAAGGUAGAACAAUUCAGGUUAAUUCCCCUCUGCCAAGUGCAGCAUCACAGGUAGUUGAAACACAUGUAGUAUCAGUUAGACGACUGACUAGUGCUGAUGCUGUAAAAACUGCUCUGGAAGUUACCUUAAGACUGCCUAAAGAUCAAGAUAGAUUUGCUUAUGAGCCAGGUGAUUCAUUUGGAAUUAUUGUGAAAAAUAAAGAGAAUGAGGUAGAAAUUCUUUUAAAUUUACUUGGAAUAUCUGAUAGAGCAGAUAAAAUUUAUGAACUCUCUGUCCUACCGAACACCAAAAAGAAGGCAGCAGCAGUGCCAAAAUUUAUUCCUGUGAAAAGUUCUCUGAGAUAUAUACUGGAACAUUGUGUGGAUAUUAGAUCUGUCCCCAAGAAACCUUUAGUAAGAGCUUUGUUGGAAUAUACAUCUAGUCCAUCAGAGAAAAGGCGUUUACAAGAACUUGUCAGUAAAGAAGGGGCAUCAGAAUACACCAAAAACAUUCGGGAAGCAAAUCUGACUUUACUGGACUUGUUAAUAAUCUUUGGAUCAUGCAAGCCACCUGUCACAACUCUCCUGGAACAUUUACCUCGGCUUCAACCCCGAGCUUAUUCCAUUAUUUCUUCUCCUCUUGUGGAUUCUGAAAAUAUCUCAUUUGUUUUUAAUGUAGUAGAAAUCCCAAAGGAAAACACAGUCACAUAUGCAAGGAAAGGCAUUUGCACUGGUUGGUUGUUUUCUGUGUAUAAUGAACUAGCAAGUAAUGGCACAGAUUUGAACACAACGUUCAGUGGGUUAACAAUUUCAGAAAAAUGUAACGUAUGUGCCACCAUUUACUUGCGUUCUAACCAAAAUUUUCACCUCCCAAAAGAUUUAGCAACUCCUAUUAUCAUGAUUGGUCCUGGCACAGGUGUUGCACCCUUUGUGGGAUUUCUUAGACAUCGUCAAAAAAUCAUGGCUUCAAACCCUAAUGACAUUAUUGGCAAGUCGUGGUUAUUUUUUGGUUGCCGCCAUAAAGAGCACGACUUUCUUUAUAAAGAAGAGAUUGAAAGAUUCCAAGAUGAAGGUAUUUUAAAUCAUUUUAUUGUUAGUUUCUCAAGAGAGACUACUGCUUGUAAUGGUGUAAAAUAUGUUCAAGAUAAUAUUCUUAAACAUGGUGCUGCUCUGGCUUCUCUCUUAGUAAAUGAGGGAGCUGUGGUGUAUGUGUGUGGCGAUGCUCAUAACAUGGCAAAAGAUGUUUUUGAAGCAUUUGUAUCAAUACUGCAAGCUAAUUGCAACCAAACAGAAAAUAGUGCUAGGAAUUUGUUGGCUCAAAUGCAAAUAGAGAAGAGAUAUUUACAAGAUGUUUGGACUUGAUCCUAUAAUUUUACUAGUACAUCAAGUAAAGUUUAUAGUUUUUAUGUAUGAGAAUUUUGUGUGAGUAAAUUUUAGAAAAUGAGUAAAA